UCACCAGACUGGGCCUCAGCAACACCUGGCAGGGGACAGCUAGUUUACAAAUAUUUCCAAGCAAGGAGCUGCUCCUGUCUCUGUGUGUGGGCCUUCGUGCUCCCCCCUCGCAUGGCCCCUUCCCCGCCUGCCUGUCCCCCAUUGUUUGCUUCUCUUGCCUCUCGGGGAAGCUGUGCAGCUGCUCCUUUGGGGACCAAAGGGCACACCUGCCUUUGUCUCUCUGGCUCCUUCUACCCUCCUGCAGGAUCCCAAGGGAAGGGUGUGACCGAUUGGAGAGACAGGGAUGCCAAGGAGAUAAGCCAACAACUACACACCCGGCUUAGUAAAGGCACACACUGGGCGAGCAUCCUCCCCGGCUUUUCCUGCAAAGAAGGCAGGUGGGGACAAAGAAGCAGCAGCAUCACCUUCGCCACAUCAACGAUCACCCAUGUCUGAUUCGGAGGGCUCUCUACAAGAAGUCAGGAUGGAGGAUGAUGGGAGCAUGGCUUCUCUGGAAGUUAAGCUGGAGAGUGAGACCAAUCAGGAGCCAAUUGUGAGAUCCUGUGAAACAACCAAGCUCGACAUGGAAAAAGAAACAUUUGUAAAUCAGAGGAGACCAAAAGGGCAGAAAGGAAAUUGGUCAAGCGAUGGGAAGAACUUUGCUUCUCGGGGUGCUUAUCCCCCUGAACUUCUGAACUCGCGGUCAAAACAAUGGCAGUGUUCUGUCUGUUGGAGAAUAUGCAGAGAUAAAUGGGAAUUCACUACACAUUACAGAAUCCACACAGGGGAGAAGCCAUUCAGGUGCAUGGAGUGUGGAAAGGCCUUCAGUCAGAGUGGCCAGCUUUCUUCACACCAGAGAAUACACACAGGGGAGAAACCAUAUAAAUGCGUGGAGUGUGGCAAGAGCUUCUCUCAUAGCAGUGUUUUGCGUUCACAUCAAAGAACUCACACGGGGGAGAAACCAUAUGUUUGCGUGGAGUGUGGUAAGAGCUUCAGUCAGAGUUCAAACUUACGGUCCCAUAUAAAAACUCAUACAGAGGAGAAACCAUAUAAAUGCAUGUAUUGUGGAAAGAACUUCAACCAGAGUUCGCAUCUUCAUUCGCAUGAGAUAACCCACACAAACGAAAAACCAAAAAAAUGCUUAGAAUGUGGAAAGAGUUUCUCUCAUAGCCAGUCGUUACGGUCACAUGUGAAAACCCACACAGGGGAGAAACCAUAUAGUUGUAUGGAGUGUGGUAAGAGCUUCAGCUGGAGCGGACAUCUGCUUUCACAUCAACGAAUCCACACUGGGGAGAAACCAUAUCAGUGUAUGGAGUGUGGGAAGAGUUUCAGUCAGAGUGGCAAUCUGCGUUCACACCAAAGGACCCACACAGGAGAGAAACCAUACAAAUGCAUAGAAUGUGGAAAGAGCUUCUGUCAGAGCGCACAUCUGCACACCCACCAAAAAACUCACACAGGAGAGAAAUCAUAUAAAUGUACUGAAUGUGGAAAGAGCUUCAGGGAGAGUGGGCAUCUCAAUUUACACCUAAGAACCCACACAGGGGAAAAAGCCUAUCAGUGCAUGGAAUGUGGGAAAAGAUUCAGUCAGAGUUCACAUCGACGUACUCAUCAGAAAACCCAUAUGAGGGACAAACCAAGAACAUGCCUGUCGUCUUCAUGUUUAUGAGUUACUAUUAUUAUUAUUUAUACCCCGCUUUUAUCUCUCCCGAAGGAGACAUCAAAGAAUUCACACAGAGAACAACUACAGUAGAAUCUUGCUUAUCCGA
Anolis sagrei ordinatus is the source of this 1745-nucleotide messenger RNA. The record is from RefSeq and is a predicted model, not a curated record. NCBI's taxonomy places the organism in Eukaryota, Metazoa, Chordata, Lepidosauria, Squamata, Anolidae.